UUUCUGCCAGUCACAUGACAGAAGGUCGGGAAAUCAGCCGUCUUCAGAUCCCGUGAUCUGACACAACUGACGGUUUCAGUUCUUUGCAGCUUUGUCGAUUUGACGACAAUUUGACUGUAAAAGUUAAGCAAAAAGCACCAUGCCUGAUAGCAAAAUUGAUUCCAUGUUGAUGAAAUUGCCUGAUGAGACAGGCAAAGGAGAUGUUAUGGCUGCCACUAGUGUUUUGCAGCAAAGGGCCAAUGAGAUCAGGAAUAAUUCCAUCAAUUGGCAGUCGUACCUCCAGUCUCAGAUGAUUGGUGAUGAUGACUACCGCUUCAUCACUGAAUUCCUGUCAUCUGAUGGAAGCAAGAGAGACUCGUUGCUUCAGAACCAGAGAACACAAUGUGCCAAGACCUUCCUGAGUCUCCUAGAGCACAUUUCUAAAGAUCAGACUGUUCAGUACAUCCUUACAAUUAUGGAUGACAUGCUUCAGGAAGACAUGAACAGGGUUGAGAUUAUCCGAGAAUACGCCAAGAAGAAGCGUGAAAACGUUUGGUCUCCCUUUCUGAAUCUGUUGAAUCGCCCUGAUACCUUUAUUCAAAACAUGACCUCCCGAAUCAUAGCUAAACUUGCUUGUUGGUCACGCGAUCCAAUGGAGGGCUCUGAUUUAACCUUCUAUUUGACUUGGUUGAAGGAUCAACUUCAAACUCCGGGUAACGAGUAUGUUCAAACCACAGCCCGCUGUCUUCAGAUGAUGCUUCGGGAUGAAAAGUACCGCCUAGUAUUUGCUGGUAUGGAAGGUGUUUCCGUUCUGGCAAAUAUCUUGUCUGGACGUAUCAACUUUCAGAUUCAAUACCAGCUAUCUUUUUGCUUGUGGGUGAUGACAUUCAGCCCGCAACUAGUGGAACAAAUGAACAAACACAAAAUCAUUCCCAUUCUCGGCGACAUCCUAAAUGAUAGUGUCAAAGAUAAGGUCACUCGUAUUAUCCUAGCCGUCUUCCGCAAUAUGAUCGAGAAACCCGAAGACGCCUCAAUGGUCAAAGAGAACUGUGUAGCCAUGGUCCAGGCUAAGGUGCUGAAGCAGCUGUCUAUCUUGCAACAGCACAAAUUCGACGAUGAAGACAUCAUGGCCGACAUUGAGUUCCUCACUGAGAAACUUCUCGCCUCUAUCCAAGAUUUGAGCUCCUUUGACGAAUACUCGACCGAAGUCAAAUCUGGUCGGCUUGAAUGGAGCCCCGUGCACAAAUCGGAGCGUUUCUGGCGUGAAAACGCUCCACGUCUCAUUGAGAAGAACUACGAGCUGUUGAAAAUGCUGGUUCACCUCCUUGAGACCAGCCGUGACACCCUGGUGCUCGCCGUUGCCUCCUACGACAUUGGCGAGUUUGUCCGACACUAUCCCAGAGGAAAGAGCAUCAUAGAACAGCUUGGUGGCAAGCAGAUGGUUAUGCAAUUGCUGGCCCAUGAAGACCCAAAUGUUCGCUACGAGGCUCUCCUAGCCGUUCAGAAGCUAAUGGUUCACAAUUGGGUCGAUUGCUUGGCAAAAAUGCAAGAGGACGAAUCCAGUCAGGAAAAUUUGGAAGCUGGGUUAAUGUUCCAAAGUAUUUUAGGAUUAAUUUUUGGAUCAACAGUUAUCAUUCUGGCUCUGCUGCUGUGUGCGUGCUUCAAAAAAACAAGGGGGAAUGCUGAUCCAGAAGAACAUAAGAAUGGAAAUAUCUUUGGGUCAUCAAGACAUUCAGCCACUCUUGAUACUGAGUUUGACGAAGAAGGCCUUAAAGGAGCUAGAGCGACAAGUCACAGAAGGUUACCUGAUCUACCAGAUCCUCUACUCAAUGGAUCAGAAAACCCUGUUGCUCGUCACAGCAGUGUAAGAAGUAGUCAAGACACCUCUUCGGAACUGUAUGCUCAGGUUGAAAUUGGAGCAAUUGCAAACUCAUUCCCAGUGAAUACUAAUUUAAAUGAAGAUUUGGAAGCUUUGAGACUUUCUACGACGACUUUUAUCACUCAGACGGAAGAAGUACCGGAAAAUCACCCGUAUGACAAAGUUAAAUCUAAUCACGGGUACUCCAAAAUUAAAAAGAAAGCUGAAAAUCCUUACGCUAAGGUAAAGCGUAGCGAUACUAUGGAGAGUGAACCUGCCGAGGCUGAUGAGAACGAGACGGAUACAGACAACUACGAUGUUGUUUACACAAUGCAUUCUGUUGAUGAAACGAGAAAAACCGAGUCUUCUCCUAAUGGAACAGCUAUAAUUGGAGCCAACAACGACAGUGCGCCUCCCCCCUUACCUCUUCCUCUUCGAGGCUCUCAUAGUAGUUUGGCUAGCGGUGGUGAAUCAAGCAGCCAUGGCCCUCGACCACCCCCUCGAGGCAGACGUGGUCACAGCAUCAUUUUGAGCCAUACGUCCUCGAAUGGAAACACUCACAGACCCAAUAGUCUGAUCUCAAGUGAUCAGGAUGUAGCUGAACCUGAUUCUAUCGAUGGCGCCGCAGUUGUUCAAGACGACGUCCUUCCCGAAGUACGCGGAACCGGCGUGGCGCAAGUUCAUUUCAGUGGCGAUUCUCAAACGUCUCAGGAUUCUAAGGGUUAUUCAAGUAUAAGCGUCCGCGAGCCAUUGGCCAACUUAAAGGCGUCGAAUCCUGGAGUUCAGGUGGGUAGGCAGAGGACUGGAUCUUCCUCACAACAGCAUCGCCAUACAGAUUCUUUGGAUCCUCAUUAUGCCACCGUUUCGGAUGCCGAAGAUUCGGAUGAGAUGUAUGCCGCCAUCGCUGAGUUACAGCCAAUAUAUGACGGAGGCGCUGGCUCUGAUACCUACGCCAAAAUCAACGAGCGUUCAGAAGCUGUUUCCGCUGCAUCAAAUAGCGGAACUGUUGCGCCUGUCGUAUCUACUGCCACUGCUGUUUUAACUCUUCCAAGCCCCGCCAGCCCUACAGUCCAGUACUUUCCAUCUGAAACGGAGCGAAUCAGUCCGUCACCGGUCCCUCCCACGCCUCCCAGCGUUGUGUCUCUCAAACAGUUAUCAACUGGGUCGAGUAGAUUACACGCGUCUACAUUGAGCAUUGCCAGUCAAACAUCCAUCAUGGGAUCUCCAAAACCGGAAAAGCGACAAGCGAAUUCGCCCUUACCACCUCCACCAGUCCCGUUAGAUUUGAGCGAUAACCUCGAUCGGUCUAGAAAAUCUAUGAAUGUUGAAGAGAUGUACGCCAAAGUUAUGAAAAAGAAGGGUUUCUCCGUUCACCCGUGGACGGUAGGAGUCGGAGAAACGGGAGCUGGCAAAAUGCAAGCCCAUCGGGGGUCCGUCGACCUUGGAUUCUUAGUUUCCAGAGAAGGAGAAUCGCUUUCGCAUAACCCAAGCCGCCGAAAUUCCGCAGACUCAACACCUCAGUCGUUGAGCAUGGAUGUUAAUGACAAUGGACAUCAAGGUUUUGGUGAGGCUCCUGUUCAAGAAAUCGUUGCACCCGUUGUUGAGGAAGACGACGACGACGAAGAUGAUUUUCGGUACGAAAUGCUUCCCGCACCGAGGACGAAGCGAGUCUCUGAAACGGACCCGGGUUACGAAAAGAUACAACUCAAAAGUGGCGAUUCAUUUAACGACCCUCGCUAUGAGCGGAUUCAUUUAAGAAACGAUGGAGAAACAGAACCAAACUACGAAGUUGUUGGAUUCCGUAGGAUGAGGUUAAGCGAGUCUAGUGAACCCGGUUAUGAAAUUGUCGAAUUGCACCAGAACCCAAGUCCAGGAUUCAGCCGACAAGAUCCAAAUUAUGAAAGUUUGCAUUAUUCCGUCCACCACGUCAUUUCCGAUCCACCAUACGCCAGUAUUGCAAUCCGAGAUGACGAUUUGAAGGAAGGAGAACUGGAAGUUAUGACGGAAGAGGUCACGGCUGAGCUAGUCGUCAAUAAUAACACGGUCGGUAUUCCCGUUUAUGCUCAGGUGAUCAAAUCGAAGAAAGUGAUGGCGCAAACCAACGUCGUCUCGGUUAUGGAAUCUCCCUUAACAUCGCCAGAUGAGGUGAAUCCAUCACCACCAAUAAGCAUUGAAAAUCAAGAUUAUUCCGUUAGCAGUAGUAGCAAGAAUACGACAAUCAUUCGAAUCAGUACUGACAGCCGGCCUCCUAUUCGUUACUUUACCGAAGAGGAUAGUUUCGGAGUCGAGUUCGGCGAGCCCGAACAAGUAUAGCCUCAAUUAACUUUAUGUAUUUUUAUGAACAGAUGAGACGGAAACAAACGUAA
Daphnia carinata is the source of this 4203-nucleotide messenger RNA. RefSeq lists its product as uncharacterized. The transcript is spliced from 15 exons. Bases 140 to 4150 code for a protein of 1336 amino acids. Gene Ontology annotation, cellular component: lysosomal membrane; vacuolar proton-transporting V-type ATPase, V1 domain. Gene Ontology annotation, molecular function: proton-transporting ATPase activity, rotational mechanism. Gene Ontology annotation, biological process: proton transmembrane transport. The record is from RefSeq and is a predicted model, not a curated record. NCBI's taxonomy places the organism in Eukaryota, Metazoa, Arthropoda, Branchiopoda, Diplostraca, Daphniidae.